Molecule: messenger RNA, 411 nt
Organism: Aspergillus vadensis CBS 113365
Lineage: Eukaryota; Fungi; Ascomycota; Eurotiomycetes; Eurotiales; Aspergillaceae
Exons: 5
Coding region: 37-411 (124 amino acids)
Source: RefSeq, a predicted model, not a curated record
CUUUCUUGCUUGCUUGCUUGGUCGUUAUUGUGUGACAUGCCUGGUUUGGGAAUGUUGCAGGAUUGCUUUUUCCCUUGUUGGGUUGUGCAGGAUUUUGGGGAGUGUGUUAUACUAGAUUGUUGUGGUUAUGGUUAUGGAAUAGAAUCAGUGAUGCCAGUUAAGGUGUUAGUGAUAGUAUACAUUCCUGUCCCUACAAGGAAACAGAGAACUGCCAGUUACUAUUUAGUAGUACUGGAUGUGAUUACCACACUACUAGAGGAUGCUGAGAUACCGAGCACAGUGUCUGUUUACCUUCUAGUCAAUCCUCUACAGUGCUUGGGUACCUACCAUUAUCAAGACAAUGUCCCUCUCGUUGACAUCGCCGUUGAUCUAGUGCAGCUUCUCAGAUUCGGUCUUAUUGCCUCGUCAUGA